UCCUUUAUAUCGCUUGGUUUUUAAAAAUUCAUAACCCUCGAAAUUGCUUACGACAAUGAGAGAAAACAACUUUGCAGCUGUAACCAACCAAGCACAAAUAGAAAUAAAGAACCUUUCGGAUUGGGUCUUAUUCUGGAACAAAAGGGAUUUAUUAGUUGAGAAUAUUCGAUGCAGGUGGCUUGUGACAUGUCAUGCGUGGUGAGUCCCACCAACAAACACUAGAGACUUCAAGUUGAAUCUAUUUUAGAACUCGAACGGGAACACGAUCAAGCGACACUAACAUGUCGAACAGUACGCUGCUGAGCGCUCCAGAAUGGGAAAGCUACUUCUCCGUGGUGAGAUUCUCGAUUGUUUUCCUCUCUUUUCUUGCGGUGGGAACUGUAUUGGUGAACGGGAUUGCGCUACUUGCCAUUUACAAAGAUCCGCUCAGGUGUUUCCGAACUCCACUCACGAUUUUCAUAACAGGGAUUCUCAUAUCUAACAUGGCAACUGGUCUCUUUGUUGAGCCAUACUUCGCAGUGGUGUAUUCUAUGUUACACUUCACAAACGAGCUAGCCGACGAGUCCUAUAUGACAGUCGUACGCAGUGCACAAGUGAUCUCAUCCGUGACGAUCAAUGCUUCGUUCUUAACACUAUUAGCACUCGCUAUCGCUCAACUGAUAUCACUUUAUAAACCGCAAAUUUACGAAAAAUGGAUCACUAGAACCGCCUCAGUUGCUACUGUAGCCGCAAUAUGGAUCUAUGUCGUCGUCUUCUCUCUCCUACCAGAAAUCUUCACGAUGAACAUCGGUCUAUUUUUCCUUGUUGAUCUCGCCCUUCACAAUACGCUUUUGACAGUCGCACUAAUUUCUAUCUACAUCGGCACAUUCAUCGUCUUUCACAAAGCCGUACAACGGAGCGAAAUUGCAAACGAAAACCAAAACAACCGACCAAAAGCAGAAAAGGAAUUCAUCAAAGGCACAUUUAUUCUUACAAUGUUGCUUAUCUUGACGGUCUGGCCAUUUAGUAUCGCGCUUUAUAUUUGGCUUCUUAGACCUUACAGUAGUGUAUCGAAGAUUCUACAGGAGCAAAUCGCAUUGUAUCUAUGUGAUAAUAUCCUGUUUCUCAAGUUUUUGUGGGACCCUGUAGUGUUUAUAUGGAGGGUGCCCAAGUACAGACAAUCAGUCGUAUUAUCUUUCGCGGGCAUUUUAGAAAAGUUUGGCUGCGUGCAGCAAGCCGGUCAAGCAGUCAGCUACCGAAGGCAGCACGAUGACAUCACGAAUGCUGGCAAUAAUGAACCAACAGUCGUGAUUGAAGAGGGCACAGUCGGUAGGCAAUCGGAAGAAGUCGGGGAGAACACGAGAGUUGGAGCGAAGAACGAGGCGGCUGUUGGCGAAAUUUCCGAAACGCAGGAAAACCGAUUAGCAUCCGAUGAACAUCCAGCACAGACAAGAAAUCCCAUAUCUCCCAUCGGUAAGGAUUCGGAAGUAACGACAAAUGCCACGACUUUUGAAGAGGAUUUGGAAGAAAGGAGCAACAAGGUAGUAGUUACGGUGGUGGGCGAGAAAAGUAUCGACAAGUUGACGAUGUCGGAUACAAUGAAAACAUAAAAAAAAUGAAUUGAUAAUAAGUGGCAUAUCAUUCUCAUUCAUAUUUUAAGAUAAAUAAACAAGGACUCAAUAUAGAUGACUUGCGUAUAGAAAAAUAUGUUGCAACACGGAUAUUCACGGCAUAGUUUAAAUUAACUAAAGAGGGUUUUAGCUUAGAUAGUAAAGAAAGAAAAUACAAAUCCAAGGAAAAAUUAUACAAAAAUCUACAGGCGUCCACAUAUGUUCACUAGCAAUAGUAUACCAGCAAUAAAAUGAUUUUUUUUU
Messenger RNA from Nematostella vectensis (starlet sea anemone), 1853 nucleotides. RefSeq names its product melanocortin receptor 5-like. Gene Ontology annotation, cellular component: membrane. The transcript has a single exon. The record is from RefSeq and is a predicted model, not a curated record. NCBI's taxonomy places the organism in Eukaryota, Metazoa, Cnidaria, Anthozoa, Actiniaria, Edwardsiidae. The coding region runs from base 282 to 1589 and encodes 435 amino acids. Gene Ontology annotation, molecular function: G protein-coupled receptor activity. Gene Ontology annotation, biological process: G protein-coupled receptor signaling pathway.